Molecule: messenger RNA, 1802 nt
Organism: Odocoileus virginianus texanus
Lineage: Eukaryota; Metazoa; Chordata; Mammalia; Artiodactyla; Cervidae
Gene: MICU2
Product: mitochondrial calcium uptake 2
Biological process (GO): mitochondrial calcium ion homeostasis; calcium import into the mitochondrion
Cellular component (GO): uniplex complex
Molecular function (GO): calcium ion binding
Source: RefSeq, a predicted model, not a curated record
AUGGCGGCGGCGGGCGGUGCGCGGCUGGCUGCCUUGGGCGAAAGGCUGCGGCGGGGUUUCGCUGCCGGCCGACGGGCCUGGCCGGGCCCCGGGCCCGUGGCGGCGGCAGUGGCUGGCGUGGCUGUGGCGGGAGCAGGAGCGGCGUGGUACCACGGCCGCGUGAACGUGGCGGCGCCCCAGGGCAACCUCACCGUCCUGGCUCAGAGAAGUGUGAACUCCGGAGAGAUUACAGGAAAGCCGUCUCCUCGUAAACAGCGCUUCAUGCAGUUCUCGUCCUUGGAGUAUGGUGGGGAGUACUACAUGACACCCCGGGACUUCCUCUUCUCUGUCAUGUUCGACCACAUCCAGCGUAAAAGUUCUGUCAAGAGGCUGACAGAUAAGGAUAUCGAGGAUACACUAGCAGGAAUCAAAAAAGCUGGUUGUGGAUCAACUUUUUUUAGAGACCUCGGCGAUAAAGGGCUAAUCUCCUACACUGAGUAUCUCUUCCUGCUCACGAUUCUCACCAAACCCCAUUCUGGGUUUCAUGUUGCAUUUAAAAUGCUGGAUGCAGAUGGUGACGAGAUGGUUGAGAAAAAGGAAUUUUUUAAGCUGCAGAAGAUCAUAAGUAAACAGGAUGACUUGAAGACAGCAAUAACCAGUGAAACGGAAUGCCAGGAACAAACAGUGCAAGAACCUGAAAUUGACACAACACUUCAGAUACGUUUCUUUGGAAAAAGAGGAGAAAGGAAACUUCAUUACAAAGAAUUUCGAAGGUUUAUGGAAAACUUACAGGCGGAAGUCCAAGAAAUGGAGUUCCUUCAGUUCUCUAAAGGUUUGAGUUUCAUGAGAAAAGAAGACUUUGCAGAGUGGCUCCUUUUUUUCACUAACACUGAAAAUAAAGAUGUUUAUUGGAAAAAUGUGAGAGAGAAGCUGUCAGCAGGAGAGAGCAUUAGUUUGGAAGAGUUCAAGUCAUUUUGUCAUUUUGCAACCCACCUGGAAGACUUUGCUAUUGCCAUGCAGAUGUUUAGUUUAGCUCAUCGUCCUGUCAGACUAGCGGAGUUCAAGAGAGCAGUCAAAGUAGCAACAGGACAGGAGCUGUCCAACAACAUUCUGGACACCGUCUUCAAGAUCUUUGAUUUAGAUGGUGAUGAGUGUCUGAGUCAUGAAGAGUUUCUUGGGGUGUUAAAAAACAGGAUGCAUCGAGGUUUAUGGGUGCCACAGCAGCUCGGCAUACAAGAAUACUGGAAAUGUGUGAAGAAAGAAAGCAUUAAAGGAGUGAAAGAAGUCUGGAAACAAGCAGGAAAAGAUCUUUAAUAGAAAAAGAGUGUGGGAAUCCUAUCGCUCUGAGCAAUCAGAAUUGGGGAUUUCUUAGAAUGCUAGAUGUUUAUCCUCCUAAGUCUUCAUUGAUUUCGUUUGUAAUAUAAAGAUGCCUUGUAUUGCUUUCUGAUUCAGUCAUUUCUUAGUAAGAUUUCAUUGCAGAACUUCGUAAAAUGAAAAAAGUAUUCUUUAAUGAAAAGAGACGUUGACAUCUGUCAGAAGGCCUAGAAUUAAAGAAUGCUUUGACUUUGGUAAGAUGGACAACCUGGUCAUGCACAGUGUCUAAGCUGACUCAAGGUCAGAUCAACCUGCGAGCCCCAAAGCUCCUGGAGGUAGAUUAAGUGACAGCAUUUCAGGUUUCUUACCUGUCCCUUAUGUCUGAGACUUCUUGUAUAUUUUAUUUCAGUGAGCUGUAAAUUAGUUGUCUUCAAAGUAAUAUGUAAAUUUCAGUAUUCCACCUGGCAACUAUAAAGUAUUUAUAAAGAUAAAAAAACUACUGAGGUGCA